Molecule: messenger RNA, 1193 nt
Organism: Striga hermonthica
Lineage: Eukaryota; Viridiplantae; Streptophyta; Magnoliopsida; Lamiales; Orobanchaceae
Source: the annotation of a GenBank genome assembly
UCCAGUUCCAGAACAUGCAUGCGCCGACCUUCUCGGAGACUGAGAACCCCACAGCGGUACUGGAAUGGAUCAAGGAGCUGGAUAAGAUUUUCGUUGUGCUCCCUCUCUCGGACCGACAACAUGUAUCUCUCGCAGCUUAUCAGACGAAGGAGGAUGCUUUCGACUGGCGGAUUGACCACUGGGCUCGGAGGCCUGAGGCGGAGCUUAAUGCUUUUAUUUGGGAGCAGAUGAAAGUGAUGGUGCGUGGCAAGUUCCUUCACCAGAGUUUUUGGGAUCGGAUGGAGCAUAAGUUCUACCAUCUGCAACAGGGCAACUCCACCGUGGAUGAGUAUAUUCGCACUUUCCCCCAGAUGUGUCUUUUUGCUGGCGACUCAGUGAAUACUGAUGCCAAGAAGGCCUGCAAGUUUCUCAAGGGGCUCAAUCAGAGGAUCCAUGAAUUGGUGGGGAUCCACGGACUGAUGUCUUACGCCGACACUGUGAGUCGGGAUCAGGAGGUGGAGAGCUGUCUCAUACAGAUAGCUCCAAUUUCUUCAUAUUAUCAUGCCUACCAGCCUUCUCAGACCGUUGUUCAGCAUGCUCAGCCCAUCUCAUCUGUGUCGCCCAGCUCUAGUCCGGGCAAGAGAAAGUCCAAUUUCCAGAACAAGAAGAAAGAAAAGAAAGGGAAUUUUGGGAAGCGUGACAACCGUCCCACCAGCAACCAAGGCUGCCCGAGAUGCGGCAAAUCCCAUAGCGGCGAGUGCUUCGCGAACCAGCGCACUUACUUCAACUGCAACUGCCCGGGUCACUAUGCCAAUAUCUGCCGUGAGCUGAAGAGACAGCAGCAGCAGCAGCCGCCCUACCCUCAGCAGCAGCAGCAGCUUCCCACACCGCCACCACACCAGCAGCAGCAGCCCCCACCGUUCCAGCAGAGGGCUGGGGGUCAGGCCCGAGUCUAUACCAUUACCCACGAUGAGGCUUCCCGCAACACAGGUACUAUGUCCGGAAUGCUUUCUAUCUCCAACAUACCUGUCUUUGUGUUGUGUGAUACCGGUGCUACCCAUUAUUUUAUCUCUUCUCGUUGCUUGGAGGCCUUAUCUAUUAGUACUAUGAAUUCUUGUGAUCCUCUCGAGAUUAGUCUAGCCUCGGGGAAAAUUAUCAUCUCCGAUUCCUUGGUUCGUGAUCUUCCUGUUUCUAUUGGCGGACGAGUUCUGAUU